Molecule: messenger RNA, 891 nt
Organism: Adineta ricciae
Lineage: Eukaryota; Metazoa; Rotifera; Eurotatoria; Adinetida; Adinetidae
Source: the annotation of a GenBank genome assembly
AUGUGUUCGUAUCAAACGAUAAAAUCUGAUUCAAUACACAAUUUAAGACGGCAAAUAUCUCAUCUUGAUUUAAUAUUGAAUCGAAAUCAUCGAACACAAAGAGAACUCGUAUCGUUUAUCAGCAACUUACGUCGACAGAAUUCUAAUGAACCUCAACAAGCAGCAUUUGUUACCGUAGAUUCACUGAAGGCACAACAUAUGAUAAAGGAACUUGAUUUGCAAUUGACAACAAAGAAUCAGAUAGACCCUUGCAUAUACGACAAUUUACUUGACCGUAUUCAACGUCUUGAACAAUAUUUGACGAAACCAUGCCAACAGUGUCAACUUUCGAAUUUGUCAAUGUUGAAUUCGAAUAACAGUGCAUCUGAUCAUCCAGAAUCGUCAUCACAACCGAUUAUUAUGCAAGGCCAUAUUCAGAACCAACCAGUAACUUUGUUCAAUAGACCCGCAGUUGAAUUAGUGAAUAGAUUACAACAUAUUCAUGACCGACGCAACUCUUUGGAAAAAUCCUACCAGAACGUCGUAAGCUCAUUAUUGGAUCGAAAUGAAUAUCUGUCAGAAAUGAAUGUCUUGUUAAAUAAAUACAACGAGCAAAUGCAUACAAUAGAGAAUUUGAAGUGUCUCGAAGACAUUUUACAACAUCAGAAUUGGGAAGAUAUGUAUAAAUCGAUCAUACAAAUCAAAACACAAGCAUUAUUUAUGUCUAAAUUGAUUGAACCGAAAGAUUUCAAUAGAAAUGACAAUUUCCAACAAGUCUCGAAAAUGCUCAAUGAAGCAUCAGGAGUAUUAUCGAUCGGUGACGUGUCUUCGAAGUCUAACACGAAAGAAAUGACACAAAAGGAAAGACCACUGAAAGUGAAACAGCGUAAAAAGAAAAAAUCGCCUAACUAA